GUCAAUUUCACAUCGGUCCAUGCAAUGCAAUGCAAUGCAAUGCAGUAGGACCUGUGAGCAGCAAUGAUGGUGAUGGGAUGAACAGCAGUGGUUGGGGUUUCUGCAGUGUCUGUCUGUCUGUCUGUGUCUCUCUCUGUCUUUAAAGGGGAGAGAAAAACAUGUGGAAUUGUCUAUUUUCACACCGUCACUUUGCAAUACAGUACAUUACAGUGGAUCUGUAAGUGACACACAGUGUGUGAUGGGGUGAACAGCGCUGGUUCAGGUGUGGGCAGUGUCUGUGUGGGGUGUCUGUCUGCAAAGGGGGACAGGAGCACUGUGUGGCAUUGUCAGCUUCACAUCGCGACAUGUACUGCAAUACACUGACAUCUGUAUACAAAUGCUCUCAGUCCAGCCAGACGCCAAGCCGAAGGGUUGUGCUGGCUGCAACCGCAAGAUUAAAGACCGCUACCUUCUGAAGGCUCUGGACAAAUAUUGGCAUGAAGACUGCCUGAAAUGUGCCUGCUGUGACUGCCGCCUAGGCGAGGUGGGCUCAACACUCUACACCAAAGCCAACCUCAUCCUUUGUCGCAGAGACUACUUGAGGUUGUUUGGAGUGACGGGAAACUGUGCUGCGUGCAGCAAGCUCAUUCCUGCCUUUGAGAUGGUCAUGAGAGCCAAGGACAAUGUUUAUCACCUGGACUGUUUCGCCUGUCAGCUGUGUAAUCAGAGGUUUUGCGUUGGAGAUAAAUUUUUCCUCAAGAACAAUAUGAUCCUGUGCCAGACAGAUUAUGAGGAAGGUUUGAUGAAAGAAGGUUAUGUAUCCCAAGUCCGCUGAUCCACAACCACUGUACUGUUAUCUAGUUUGAGCACUAACUUCUGUAUCGUUUAGUCGACAUGUAAAUAUGAAUUGAAACACAGAACUUUUAGAUUAGAUCCACAGUAGCAAGAUAUGGUGACAUGUUUGCAGUAAAGGUGAGGAGAAAAACAGUACAUAGUCAUUUUUGUUCCUGCUACAAGUUGAAUGUCCCUUACACGUACUGUAUAUAUUGAGCUUUCUGUCAGAGAGGAAAAUAAUUUUUUUGUUUGCUUGUUACAGUUUAUAAUUUUAUGUGUCAUUUGGCAUGAAAUGUUUAUUUUGGACAACUCUUGUACAUACUGUAUUGUAAUAUCGAGGCACAAAUGUAAUACAGUUUUAUUGUGUUAACAUUUGUGUUCAUCCUUGUUUGUACUGUUGCAUUUAGUACAAUCAGUGUUAAGAUUUAUUGUAUAAUUAUGCUUUCUGUAUUCUAUUAACGGAUUUUACCUGAGCUGUAACUUUCUAUUAAAAUAAUCAAACAGCAAUGCUCUGCACUUUAAUUUGUCUGCCAAUACAAUGCAUUUAACACCCAGAGACCUGGAAAGAGAGGAACGGAGCUUGAUCUAUACCUGAUGAGAUUGGUUAACUAAGUAGAUUUACCAAACAGCUGAUUCAAUAAAUAUUUUGUCUACCGGCUGACA
Molecule: messenger RNA, 1476 nt
Organism: Callorhinchus milii (elephant shark)
Lineage: Eukaryota; Metazoa; Chordata; Chondrichthyes; Chimaeriformes; Callorhinchidae
Gene: lmo3
Product: LIM domain only 3
Exons: 4
Coding region: 377-814 (145 amino acids)
Biological process (GO): positive regulation of transcription by RNA polymerase II
Cellular component (GO): nucleus
Molecular function (GO): transcription coactivator activity; DNA-binding transcription factor binding
Source: RefSeq, a predicted model, not a curated record